ACCCAGACGCAGAGCCUUGCCCUCCUCCUUGGGCUGUUCCCGGCCGCCUCACCGACGAUAAGAAAAGCAAACACUGAUUUGAGAGAGUUGCUCUCUUAAAAAGUCUGACGAGUCCAGGACGCAGGGCUCUGCUGUCUGUCUCUUAGGAGAGAAGUUACAGGUACUUCGAGAAAAGUCGCACUAGUGUCUGCGUUUGCGGCUGAAAACCCGCACGUGAAUGUUCUCCUAAAUUACCUUGCUUAUAUUUACAAAUAUGAGUAAUAAGCAGCGUAGAAGUCUCUUCAAAACUGUUUUCCACAUCGGGCGGCACAGAAUCAUCUUCAAAUCACAUCAGGGAUUCACUGCCCUCUUGAGAAGUGCAAAAGACCUUACCUGAUUUAACUCUACAGACCUCAUGCAUUUUUUUUUUAAUUUGAAUUCAUUAAAAUGGCUUUGUUUUGAGACAGUAUGCACUUCAGAAAACUAGAGACCUGAAGGGGGUGACAAACUAGGACUUGGAAUCACUGAAUAGGACAAUCGGAGCUUUAUUCCUGUGUUCUUUGAGCUGCUUCUACUGAGAAGUACUCACGUGGAUAUCACAUAAAGAUGUGAUUAAUGAUGGAAAAGCACCCUGCGAGUGGACUGCUCCAUGAGCCAGAAUUUAUGUGUAGAAAUAAUCUAACUCUUAAAACAUUCCAUCUGCAAUGUACUGUACUGGGACACCAGCCCCUAAAGCACUGUUCGCUGUGAAAUAGCCACGUGGACACUGCCUAAGUGUGGACUUUUUUUUUUUUAAUUGGCAAAAGAACUGAGAAGCAGGUUUGGGGUGAGUUAGAAAGAUAAUACAGCCCUGUUGCUACUUUUCUGCCUUUAAAUCCUGCAACUAAAAGGCAUUCGUUAUGAUUGGUAAUCAUUUAAGGUUAGCAUUAUGGGGUCAGCCUCUGGGAAUUUCUGACCCAGUUUUUAGGGAAGGAAAAGGAGCCCAUUUGGAGAUGGGAGACGCACUUCUGGCAGUAAGUGAAGCCUGAAGGCCUCAGAUGCAGAACCAACUUGCAGCCUGUGCCUUUGACCUCUUGACUUCUGCUGAGGGGAAGCGAUCUCUCCCGCUGCUCCCUGUCCUCUGGCGGCCAGAACAUGUUACUGCAGCCUUAUUGGGAUUGCUUGUGCUUGAAAUGGGGAAGAUUAAAGCGAAAAUUGGAACAGGUGGUUGGAGGCAAAGUAAAGAAGCCUGGUAAGCGUGGUCGGAAGCCAGCCAAAAUUGACUUGAAAGCAAAACUUGAGAGGAGCCGGCAGAGUGCAAGAGAAUGCCGGGCCAGAAAAAAGCUGAGAUAUCAGUAUUUGGAGGAGUUGGUAUCCAGUCGAGAAAGAGCUAUAUGUGCCCUCAGAGAGGAACUGGAAAUGUACAAGCAGUGGUGUAUGGCAAUGGACCAAGGAAAAAUCCCUUCUGAAAUAAGGGCACUACUCACUGGAGAAGAGCAGAGCAAAUCUCAGCAGAACUCAAGCAGGCAUACCAAGGCUGUGAAGACAGAGCCUAAUAGCAAUUCCUGGUGAAGCUCACAUAAAACAAUGAAUCAGUGAUUGAAGCCAAUAUCCUGAUUCCCAUGGAGGACGGACGGAUGGGCAAGAGCGUACUUCUUGGCUCCAUUUACUACCUACUGCUCAGUAGUCAUCUCUGUAAAUCCACAAUUUCUACCAAAAUGUUUGAUCAUAGGUCUCAAAGGAUCUUGCUUUAACUUUCAACACUUAGAAAUUUAUAAACAUUCAGGCUUGUUUUGGUUGGGAUUGCCACCCAUGACAUUUAACAUGUUGUGAUGCUUGAAAACACGAGUAGAGAAAAAUGGGUGAAGAUUAUAUUUUUGCACCUUAGCUCCACAUUGCUUUAUUGGUUAAUUUAUAUUCUUUCCAUGUAAUUCAUGUAAUUAUAUGUGUAAAUGUGUUUAGGUGUCACCUCCUUUCCUGUUUUUGAUUGCCCUACAAAGAGAAACCAAACGAGCUGAUUACUGACUAGAAGUUGUCAGCCUUUAUGGACCUAAUCAUAUAUCUUUAUAUUUACUUGAGCAACAUUUAUUUUCUGCAUGAACUAUGAUUUCUCCUGUGAGCCAUUCCAGCAUAAGCUGUGAAUAUGUAUUAACAAAUAUAUACAUUUCUAUUUUUAUAAUCCUUAAUGACAUGCCUGUUAUAAAUAAUAUAUGUUAACAAAAUCUAUCAGGAAAACCCUCAAGACAGCCUCUAUUUAAAAUUUUUUUGUUUUGUUUUGUUUUUUUUGCUGUCUUCAACUAUAUUUAUAAAAGUUUGCUAGGGCCAAAUCCAUACUUGGAGAGUAAUUUGUCAGAUUUUAUUUUUAAAUGAGAAGUAACCUUUCAGGCAUUUCAGCAGCAUACAUUCGCUUGACAACCUAGAGUAUGUAUGUAUGUGUUUCUAUUGUAUGUCUAUACAUGUGUGUGGGGGAGGAUAGAAGUAAAUGUUCGCACAUAUUUUCCUGCGUACUCAAGUAAAUCGGAGGAUUUUUCUGAAGAAAAUACGAUGAAA
This is a messenger RNA of Microcebus murinus (gray mouse lemur), 2508 nucleotides long. NCBI's taxonomy places the organism in Eukaryota, Metazoa, Chordata, Mammalia, Primates, Cheirogaleidae. The record is from RefSeq and is a predicted model, not a curated record.